AUGAUAGGGUUAUACUAUGUAUUUGAUGAAUUAAUUGUUGAUUUAUCACAAAAUAUGUAUGAUAAAAAUGAAAUGGAAAAUGAAAUGAAUGAUAUUCUUGAAUAUUUAAAUAAAUAUUGUGAUAAAAAAAAGACAUCCGGAGGGAAUGGUGUUGCUUUAGUUACAGGAACAGAAGGAACAAUUGGAAGAGAAAUUUUUAAUUUUGAAGAACAUAACAAUGAAAGACAAUUACUAUUUAAAAAUAAUCAUUUAGUAACAUAUAUAAAUUGUGAUAUGAAAAAUUUAAAAAAUGUUAAAGAUGCUUGUAAUAGUAUUAAAAAAAUGAUUGAUUCAUUGGAUCUUAUUAUAUGUAAUGCAGGAGUUAUGUGUAUUGAUAAUAAAAAAAAUUUUAAUAAUAAUAAUGAUAACAAAAUUGAAAAAUUUUAUCAAUCAAUUAUUGAAAAUCAUUCAUUAAUUAAUUUUAUAAGUCAUGUUGGUAUUGUUAAUGAAAUGAAAAAACUUUUAAAAAAGAGUUCAUUUCCACAGGGAGGAAAAGUUGUUUUUAUUUCAUCAUCAACAUGUCAUGCUGGUAAAAUACCAACAUUAAAAGAAAUUAAUGAAGGAACAUUUUUAACACAAUAUUUAAAUGGAUAUCAAGCAUAUGCCAAUUCUAAACUUUAUCUUUCAAUGUACUCUUUAUAUUUACAUAAUUUUUCUCAUACUAAAGAUGGAAAUAAGUUAACCGAUUAUAAAAGUAAUGAAAAAUGUGAAUGUCGUGACAUUAAUAAAAGGAAAAUUCAAUAUUUAUCCCUUCAUCCUGGUGUUGUAGCUGGAGAUUUAUAUAAACACGUCAAUUUCAUUUUCCAAUAUGCCAUAUGCAAUAUUUUAAAGGUUAUCUUACGGUCACCAGUUGUUGCAGCUUACUAUAUAACAGAGAUAUCAUUAAAUCCAAUAUUUAAAUUAGAAGGAAGAUAUUUUGAAAAUAAUUAUCCAGUUAAAAUUAAAGGUUUACUAGAAACCCCAAAUUUAAUAGAAAAAUUUGGUCGAAAAGUUGAUGAUGUUUUAGAAGAUAUUGGUUUUAAUUUUUCUUAA
This is a messenger RNA of Strongyloides ratti, 1071 nucleotides long. Its product is annotated as Glucose/ribitol dehydrogenase family and NAD(P)-binding domain-containing protein. The coding region runs from base 1 to 1071 and encodes 356 amino acids. Lineage: Eukaryota; Metazoa; Nematoda; Chromadorea; Rhabditida; Strongyloididae. The transcript has 4 exons. The record is from RefSeq and is a predicted model, not a curated record.